Messenger RNA from Paramuricea clavata, 2582 nucleotides. The record is from the annotation of a GenBank genome assembly. Lineage: Eukaryota; Metazoa; Cnidaria; Anthozoa; Malacalcyonacea; Plexauridae.
AGCAAAGAAAUGCUGAAUGGAUGAAUAUUCUAUCACACGAUGAGACAAAAACUGUCAAGGUCAGUCAUUUUAAUCUUUCAAUGUGCACAAUAUCUAAAAUGUCUGAUUUCAGAGUAGACAGUGUUGAAGAGGAAGUAGCAACGGUUGUUUAAAGACCUUAAUAGCAUUUAUAGCGGACGGUUUUUUCCUUGAAACUUCCAAGUUUUUAUGUGAACCAUGCACAGAUAGUAGCAUCCUUUAACCAACAUCACACAGUAACCUAGAACAACAAAAUUUUAGAAAUUUGUAAUCGUCUUCGUAAUUUUGCCUUCGAUUCCAAAUGGAAAGAAGGUGUGGGUACACCCUCUCGGAAAGUUCGUCAUUUUGGCCAUAAAGCCUCGUUUUCGUGUAUGACACUAACCAAAGCCCAACGUCUCAAACACGAAAACGAGGAGCUAUAGCAGUCCUCGCAAUUUUCGGCGGCAAAAGGCAAUUGCCGCUGAAGAUUAAAUUAUCGGCGCCAAUUUUUUGCCGCCGACGAAUUUUUGUGUGACUGAUGAUGCUUCACUGCCUUUUCAAUUCGAUUAAUUCUUCCAAGUAUGAACAUAUGAUUAGAAAAUCAGUCGGGAAAGUGAGCUAUUCUUUUGUGAACACUUUUAUUUUUGUGGCUUAUUUUAAAAUACAUCGAAAAAUACUUCAUGUGACUUCAAGUUUAAACAUACAUACAAUUUUAGAACAACGUCCGUAGUGUAACAAAGUUAAAACUAAAAGAUUGAUAGCUGAUCUCAAUGUUAUUGUGUGUGAAACAAGGUUUCCUUGAAUAUCAAACACUUUUAAUUAGCAGAGUCAAGAGAAUACUAAAUAUAAAAUAAUUCUGUUCUCUGUCAAAGUGUCAAUUUAUAGUGACAAAAACAUUGCCGCCGAACUUCGAAAUAUCGGCGGCAAUUUUUUACCGCCGGAGAUUUAUCAAAAUUGCAAGGACUGCUAUAGUCAAUGAUGAACUUUCCGGAAGCGUGUGCGCCGGAGCCAGAGUUGUGUUGCUUUCUCCCAGCUCCGGCUGGAAAGUCAGAAUGACAAGAAAUGUGACAACUUCCUAGAAUUAUCGUUAUUUACAAAUAAUGGCAACAUUGAAUUUGUUGAAAGAACGAAGUCUGUAAUUGUGUCAACCCAUGUCGCCAUUUUCGGUUAAUGCAAACGGCCAAAUUGUAAUAAGUCAUAACAGUAUGUCUGUGCAUCUUUCUACCAUAGGAAAAGUUGUAAAUCGCAAGCGUCAGGCUUUGAUACGCUGUAUCACGUCAGCUUACCUUUGGGACAAAAUUGAAACGAAUAAUAUCCGGGAUUAUCCCCUGUGGUGGGAACCAACGCAGCCUGAGCCGGAUGAUUGAACUGUAAAGCAGUCAGAGCUGGAAAACCGGAGUUUGCGCAGCACCACAAGUCAUAUAUUAUUAGCACUGAUGAAGAUCCACGCUUACGGAUCGAAAGCUCUGCAAAUAAUAAAUUUACGUGUUGUUGAAAAGUUAUCUUGGAAAAGUAAUACUGACAGUAUAUGUACAUGUACAGUAUAAGAAAAUUUCUUCUGGAAUAUAUGCCAUCAAAUAAAUCAACGAGUUUGCUGAUGAGAAAACGCUCGUACACAAUGCUUUAAUUCAACCAUAUUUUAGCUACGGUUGUGCUUGGAAUGUACCAAAGGCGUUUCCACAUUUUUUUAAAUUUUUAGUCCACAUUUUUUAAAAAAAAAUUAAAUUUUUUUUUUAAUUUUUCGUCUGCCAAAAACUUCUGAUCACAACAGAGCUGCUCACAUAACAAGUGUGCCUAAUGAUGUUGAGCAGCAAACUGUACUGCAUUUAUGGGAAACUCUCAAAACAUAAAGAAUGAAAGCUAAAGCGAAAAUCAUUUUUAAAAUACUUCGGGCAAAUUGUCUUAGAAUUAUUCACUUUCAAAAAGGAACUAUUAAACCACAAUCUUCGUGACACCUCAAGCAUCGUACGUAUAUCAAAGCCAUGUUGAAAAAGAGUUUUUAUGUAAGAUGGUGCCUCCAUAUCGAACUCAUUACCAGGAAACAAAAGAGAAAGCAAAAUCUAUCAAGUUUGGAAUAAAAAUCGCUACCCAUCGCUUUUAAAACACGUCAUUUCAUGUAAACAGUGUAUCGACUAGUUUUAAACUUGUAAUAAUUUCUUGUUUUCUACGCCAAUUGUGGAAACCAGCUCGAGCUGACAAUGUUAACGUGAUUAAUUAAGGUUUAUCAUCACCAUAUGGUGUUUCUACAAGCUAAAACUUAUGUUUCUAAUGUCGUUUCAUGCCAGGUGGAAACAAGGGUUCGGAAGUGUUUAUCUGCAACGAAAUCUCGCCUGAAAAAUCUCAGGGAACGAAGGGAGAAACUGAACGAGCAAGUAAAACAGAAUGAAGAAUGGUUACAGCGAACACAAGAUGAAAUCAAGAUGAUGGAUGCAGCGAAUGGUUCGUUUAAUGUUCAGACUUUUCUUAAUGUUUAUGAAACAUCAUGUUCAAAUGAAAUACAUGUGAAGGAACUACAGCAAGAAUGUAAAUAUUACAAAAAGUGUCUUCAAAAUUAUGAAUCACAAAGAAAACGCGAAAAACGGUAA